This is a messenger RNA of Fopius arisanus, 2133 nucleotides long. Its product is annotated as FK506-binding protein 15-like. The record is from RefSeq and is a predicted model, not a curated record. Lineage: Eukaryota; Metazoa; Arthropoda; Insecta; Hymenoptera; Braconidae. The coding region runs from base 145 to 2040 and encodes 631 amino acids. The transcript is spliced from 3 exons.
AUAAAAAAAUGGUGUCUGGUGACAUCACUUACUAUAGCGCGUGGCGAAUGGGCGUUUGCACGUCAGUUCGAACCGCUCGAACGUUAACCAAAAAAAAAACCGGUGAUAAAUAUUUAAAAAUCGUUGCGAGUUAAUGAAUUUGUUAUGAGUCGUUCCAAUCAGCUUCCGAAUCUCGAUAAAUUGUUUCGAGAUGAUGAUGACCAGGAAUUCACACCCCAGGGUGGUGCCAACCUGGCAGCGAUAUUCGGCACCCCCCAGAGGCUGGAUAUCACCCCCCCUGUGAAAAAAGCUCCAGGAAAGCCCUCCCCAGCCCCUCCGAAGACCGAGGUAAUCCUGGUAAAAAUCGUACACGCAUACAAAUUAGAAUCUGGCCAGUACUCUCUAAUUGGAAAGCUGGGGAUUGCCCUGACACGUGAUCCGACCCACUCCUUCCUCCUGAUCCUCUACAAAACCAAGCAGGAGCACAUAUCAGUGGUCCCCCUGACCCCAGACUUCCAGUACUCCCCAGGGGACAACAAUUACGCCUCAUAUUACGAUUCAACGAAUUCCAACUGGUCCAUACUCUUCGAAAGUUCGGAUUCGGCGAUUGAAUUUGCUCGUGAAAUCGGAGUAACUCGGUACCUCCUCCGAGGAAGACCCGAGACAUCCGUAUUUAGCCAAGACCUAACCCCGAAAAAAGACACCGGGGAAAAAGUGGAGGAGGGUGACGAGGUGGAGCUGAACUACUGCGUAAUCCCGACGAUAACUCAGCCCUUGAAGCUGGGGAAUUCCCCAAGCCAGGGGAUGAGAGUACGAAUAACGAGCGAUGACACCUGGGAGAAGUCCCUCGUGGGGGUCCACAAGGGCCUGAAGAGGCUGCUCAUUCUUCCCCCGAGCAAACAGAUAAGCCUGGGCCCCGGGUUUCCCCGGGAGCAGGCAGUGGCUCUCGAGGUAGAAAUCCUCGACAUCGUAAAACCUGAAACAAAAAAAGAGACAUCACCCAAGACAACCGUGAAAGCCUCUUUGAUAUCACGAAUGGCGAAGAUGGGGCAUUCAAUGCUUCCUAAGGUCCCCACGACGGACUCCGAGGACACGGAGGAAGAAGUCCAGGUGAGGAGAAAAGCGAGAGGAAAAAGCGAGCCUGAGAGAAACACGAAGACGAUCACCAGUCCUCAGACACCUGGAAGUCUCGUGCCUGUGUUCCAUCCCUGGGCAAAAGUUCCACAAGCCCCUCAACUUCCUCAGGUACCUCUCCAGCAGUUUGUGCCUGAUAGUCACGUGUAUCAGUACCAGGCACCGAUUCUCCAGGUACCUGAUCCGAACCUCAAUGUAUUUUUAUCGGAAACGAGGACCCACAACGCGGAGAUCAGGAUGGGAAUUUCAAAAGUCGCGGAUAACGUGCAAAAACUCCUGGAUAAGUUUCACGUUCUGGAGCUAGAGAGGUGCACGAGUCCGAGGAAUGAGCGGUCCCUGGAGGGGCUGAAAGCCCUCCUGGAGAUGAGAAAUGAGGGAAGGGGGCAGGAGAGGGGAUUAAAAACGGAGAAGUCGGAUGAGAGUGAGAAGGAGAGGCUGGAGAUCCAGGGGAGGGUGCGGAGGCUGGAGGAGGAUCUGCGGGAGGCCCAGGGUGCUCUCCAGAAGGCCUUGGCUGAUCUGAGGGAGGCCAAUGGCCUCGUCAUCCAGUACCAGAGGGAGAAUGCUACCCUCGAGGGAAGAAUUCUGAGACUUGAGGAAGAGAAGAAGAAAAUUGAGAGUAGAAAUCCGAGGGAAGGGACACAGGUCAAGCAGGUAAUGAAUAAAACCUAUCAGGCCCUCGUCGGAAGGUUCUCUGAAGCCUCUUACGAGAAGGAGUAUAUUAAGGACAUUCUGGGAAAUACCAUCAGGGAGAUCACCCUCCAGGUUCUCCAGAACAGGGGAUUCGACGACAGGAAGGGAGACGAUAGAGAAAGUGAGGCGAAUAAUGGUCAGGGAGCUGAUCGGGAUUUCGAUAUGACUUCUGCUCCUGAUGAGGAGCCACCCCCCAUUCCACCCAUGGACCUAGACGUCGACGACUGGCUCUCGUAAUUAAUCGAGUACAUAAUUAUAAUCGUAAUUUUAUUAAUUUAUCAGAGGAUCAACGAAUCAGCUGACAUGUGAAGGCUUUUGCAAUAAAAUAUU